Messenger RNA from Penicillium crustosum, 924 nucleotides. RefSeq lists its product as uncharacterized. The record is from RefSeq and is a predicted model, not a curated record. The transcript is spliced from 2 exons. Lineage: Eukaryota; Fungi; Ascomycota; Eurotiomycetes; Eurotiales; Aspergillaceae. The coding region runs from base 1 to 924 and encodes 307 amino acids.
AUGCCCAAUACUAGACGUGGCGAAUAUGAUGCCGCAGUCGUCAAGAAGCCACUUGAUCCAAUGAGGAUUAGUUCAUUGUUAAACGAUCCGGAUGUUUGCUGGCAACCAAGGGAAACGUCGAAUAUCUUUGGUCGUGUUUAUACGGUGACGCCGAAAUCAACGGUCCAAUCCGGUAGGACCCAUUCCAAGCAGGUGCAACUUUCGGACCUAUCACAUGUCUCUACGAAAGAGUCUGGUCACAUCAGCAAUCACAAUGGCCACAGUCGAAGAUACAGUGACGAGGAGCUUUGGUUUAUUUGGUACAAACGCACUGUUCAUCGCCAACAAUGGGACAAUAUACUUGUGGACUUUAACCACCAAUUCCCGACGCGGAAACGUCAUCAUGCCGAGACAGUACAAGCCGCGUACUAUCGAUCGAUCAAUCGGCUGCGAGUUCACUUAGGUGAAAACAUUUCCACGGAAUCUAUCAUUCAACACGCGAAGGUAUCUUAUUCGUGGAUGGACAUCCAUUCCAAUCAAGUUCAAUUUUCGGACCUAUCUACGAAAGAGUCUGGUCACAACAGCAACCACAAUGGCUACUAUCAAAGAUACAAUGACGAGGAGCUUUGGUUUAUUUGGUAUAAACGCGCUGUUCUUUGCCAACAUUGGGAUGAUGUCUUUGUGAGCUUCAACCGCCAGUUCCCAAACCGCCAACGUGAUUGCGUCAACGGAAUGAGAAACAAGCUCAAUCAAGAGAUCAGGGAAAAAAGGCUACCAUCCCGCAGUCAGAUUCAAGUCCAGGCAGGCGCUUCCCAUUUGGAUAAGGUAACAUCUCUCAUUACUUGCGCGAAUGUAUCGUACCCGUGGAUGCUGGAAGCUUUGGAAACUACUCAAUCUUCUGCUGGAAGUGAUGGGAUGAUAGAGAACGUCUCCAGACUAAAUUGA